AUGCCACUGCUCUUCUCUUGUUUUCCUUCAUCUGCAUUCAAAAUGACUGGACGUGGUAAAGGUGGUAAAGGUCUCGGUAAAGGUGGUGCCAAGCGUCACCGUAAGAUCCUUCGUGAUAACAUCCAGGGUAUUACUAAGCCUGCUAUUCGUCGUCUCGCUCGUCGUGGUGGUGUCAAGCGUAUCUCUGGUCUCAUCUAUGAAGAGACCCGUGGCGUCCUCAAGGUCUUCUUGGAGAACGUCAUCCGUGAUGCUGUCACUUACACUGAACACGCCAAGAGAAAGACUGUCACCUCUCUCGAUGUUGUCUACGCUCUCAAGCGCCAAGGCCGCACUCUCUACGGUUUUGGUGGUUAA
Messenger RNA from Lichtheimia ornata, 354 nucleotides. Its product is annotated as histone H4. The record is from RefSeq and is a predicted model, not a curated record. The transcript has 5 exons. Bases 1 to 354 code for a protein of 117 amino acids. Gene Ontology annotation, cellular component: nucleosome. Gene Ontology annotation, biological process: nucleosome assembly. Lineage: Eukaryota; Fungi; Mucoromycota; Mucoromycetes; Mucorales; Lichtheimiaceae. Gene Ontology annotation, molecular function: DNA binding; protein heterodimerization activity; structural constituent of chromatin.